AUGGAUGUUGAUACGAAGGCCAAUAUGGUACAAAUGAGCGAUAAUCGGAGUUUUGACAGCAAUUGCCAAUUCCGCAGUCAGUCCAGAAAGAUGUCCAUUGGUGUCCUGGUUGAUUCCAUCAACUUGGCUGAACCUAAAGAUAUCAAGGAAACAUCAGUAUAUGUUGCAGAGGAUGGACCUUAUAGCAAAGAGAAUUGGGUCAAAGUCGGUAAACAACAAGCCCCAGUCGAGCAGAAACAUGGGGCAGCCGCGCCAGAUACCUUACCUUGGGGUUCCACUACAUCUUUCAAUCGAAAAAUGUCCUCUGCAGCUGCAGUGCGUGAUUCCGAGCAUACUCCAAGUCUCCUGGCCACGGGCAGAUCACGUCCCAGGUCGAAGUUAUUGGAGACAGCAUCUGCUACUCAUUCUGUCAAUUUUUUUGCUGGCACGACUGGAUUGGAGUCAGACGAAUGCAUAGAGAAGAUUGUUGGUGCCAAGAUACACUCUGAGGAGAUUGGGAAGGUUAAUGCGGAUCACGUUCACAAUCGUGUUUGUUCAACUGAACCCGAAGUUGUGCUAGAAAAAGAACAUGCAGAGGAUAAGACUAUGAACACAGAAACUGGGGGCCGUGAAACAUUGAGAAUGAAGCUGUGGGAGGUCUUAGGGAAUGUUUCUUCACCCAGCAGGCAUUGUUCUGACUUUCAGCCCACAAAGAUGCAUCCGGAUCAGAUGGAUGGAAAUCAGAGUCAUAGUGAUAAGAAAAACCCAAAUUCAGAUACAAUUGAAAGUGAUUCUGAAAUGCAUACUUUUAGAAGAUCAGUGACUCGUUCUUCGAUCCAGAACAGAGCGUCCACUAAAAGCCGGCGCUCCAAAUCUGUUGCUCCAAAAUCUACUCGCCUUAAGAAAAAAUGUCCAGAGAAGAGAAUGCUCCCACAAGACGAUCAUUCUGGAAGAUUUUCUGAUAAUUUCAAUGAUUGUUCUUUGCCUUUUAAGAGGAACAAAACUGGGAGGUUGAUUCCUGGAGGUGAGAUACAUCAAGGUCGUAAGCAUGGAAAUGCAGAGGAGGGUCAUCAAUCACAAGAUAAAAACAGAUCAGUACCAGCAGUUGGGAAUCCAAAAGUGCAGAAAAUUUGUAAUAAAAACAGAUCCGGCAAGAGGAUAAGUGAUGUACCUGUUGAGCCAAAAAAGGGUAUUAAGAAAAAAAGCCCUGCGGCUCCAAUAGAUGUGAUGACUGAGAAGCUCAAGAACGUUGAGCAACCAAUUGAUGUUACAGUUACAAACUUGAAGAAUCAACAGAAAGACAAGUGCCACUCUUUCUCAGGGAACAACAGAAAUUCUAUACAUAAUCCUUCGACCUCUUUGUUUAAGACUAAGUCAUCUGGCUGUUUACCAGAAAGAAAUGUGACAGAUAUUCGGAAUUCUGGUGAAGAAGUAUUUAACAGAAAAGGCAUCCGGAGUUUCAAAAGUCUGAUGAGCUCAAUACCUGCUGAACCAAAUGUGCAAGUGGUAUUAUCUGAUCGUGGAUGCAUGUUAGAGAAUAGUCCCCUUAUAAAACCAGGCCUUAUCAUCGAAGACGGUAAAAAUGGGGUGUCCAAAUCGUCUGCUGAAGCAACUGACACUGAGAGCACUGAAAAUGAUUCACUUAUGAAAGGUUGUAUGGAGUCGAAGCAGGUAUCUCCAGAAAUUUAUGUUCAGGAAGAAUUUCAACCUGGUUCUAAUAAAAGUGUAGGGCACAAGAAAGAUGUUGAAGUUAGCGGAUAUAGUCCUAUGGCAGAGGCUUUAGAAGGUUAUCAGUCAUUGGGGACUCAAGGCACUAGCAAGCUUCAAAUGAACGCAAAACAGAAUUACGAGGAUGGCCUCGCCAGAGCUGUAGAACUAUUUACCGUGGCUUUAGCUCGUGUUCAAACUAAGCUGAAGUCAUUUAGUAACAAAAGAUCGUCUGAAAUUCUGCUAGCUGCUGCCGAUAAUAUAUUAGUUCUGUUGCAGGAUGCUGAAUCUCAUAUCAAAACAGACAUGGGAAAGCUGAACAAUUUUACUGAACAGAAAAGAAAACGACUGGAAACUAGAUUUGAAGAUCAACAGGAUCAAUUGCUUGGAAUAUGUAAUAAAUUUAAAGAAGAGAUUGGCCAGCAUCUUCGGGAUUAUGGUGGCAUGAUUGAAGAUCUUGAAGAGCAUGAGAUCGAGUUCAAAAAAUAUGUGGAUAGACAGAGAGCAGCCCACCGAAAAUCUCUGUCGCAAGUAGAGCAAGAAAUUAAGAUUCAACUUGAUGAUGCUGAAUGCAGGAUUCUGGAUGUGCAGGAACUAGCUAGGGAGAGGAUGGUUCACCUGAAACUUGUGGUGGCCGAGUUCAACGCCGCCGCCUCUGAACGCCGGACACAAGCGCACGACCACACAGCGUUGUUGACCGCUUACCAACAUCGCCGGUCGCCGGAGCCUGAAUACGCACCCACACGCCGUCGUUCGCAACUCGGUCCACACACACACGAGCAGAAACAGCUGUCCGUCGCUCUCUGGUUGCCGCCGUCCACAAUCGCACAAACACUGCCGGUGACUAAAAAUUCGCAGGUCGGGAAGCUCCUUCACGAGCGGCUGUCGCCAUUGUCCACUCUCGCCGCCGCCAUAUAUCCAUAG
Molecule: messenger RNA, 2610 nt
Organism: Striga hermonthica
Lineage: Eukaryota; Viridiplantae; Streptophyta; Magnoliopsida; Lamiales; Orobanchaceae
Source: the annotation of a GenBank genome assembly